Molecule: messenger RNA, 610 nt
Organism: Ipomoea nil (Japanese morning glory)
Lineage: Eukaryota; Viridiplantae; Streptophyta; Magnoliopsida; Solanales; Convolvulaceae
Exons: 1
Coding region: 113-508 (131 amino acids)
Biological process (GO): intracellular protein transport; endoplasmic reticulum to Golgi vesicle-mediated transport
Cellular component (GO): endoplasmic reticulum membrane; endoplasmic reticulum
Source: RefSeq, a predicted model, not a curated record
AGCUGCCUUUCUUCCUUACGGUUACUUCAUCACCCUGCAUUUUAGGCUUCUGUUUUCAACAGAAAAAAGGCUCCGAUUUCCGAUUUCUGAUUUCCGAUUCAAAACAACUGUAAUGGCGUUGGAGUGGGUUGUGCUAGGCUACGCCGCCGGAGCAGAGGCGAUCAUGCUCCUUCUACUUACCCUUCCGGGCAUCGACCCGCUCCGUAAGGGCCUGAUCACCGUCACGCGCAACCUGCUCAAACCUUUCAUGUCGAUCGUCCCCUUCUGCCUCUUCCUGUUGAUGGAUAUCUACUGGAAGUACGAGACUCGCCCCACCUGUGAAUCGCCUGAUUCGUGUUCUCCCUCGGAGCACCUUCGCCACCAAAAGUCUAUCAUGAAGUCUCAGCGCAACGCCCUCCUCAUCGCCUCCGCCCUCGUAUUUUACUGGCUCCUCUACUCCGUCACCAGCCUCGUCGUCCGCAUCAACCAGCUCAACAGUCGCUUGGAGAAGAUUAAGAACCGGGAGUGAUUCCUUGCUCUCACGCUUGGAUCGAUCACCGAGAGAUUUUCAGUUUUCGAAUCAGAUAAGGCCAUUUUAUUGCUUUUCAUUUCACGGAAUGUGUAGUGGCUU